Messenger RNA from Patella vulgata (common limpet), 1324 nucleotides. Its product is annotated as enolase 4. Gene Ontology annotation, molecular function: magnesium ion binding; phosphopyruvate hydratase activity. The transcript has 10 exons. The coding region runs from base 152 to 1324 and encodes 390 amino acids. NCBI's taxonomy places the organism in Eukaryota, Metazoa, Mollusca, Gastropoda, Patellidae. Gene Ontology annotation, cellular component: phosphopyruvate hydratase complex. Gene Ontology annotation, biological process: glycolytic process. The record is from RefSeq and is a predicted model, not a curated record.
CUACUCUAUGGCGUCUUUAGUAACAUCUGUUUACAUUUUGUUUCAAGCACCUUUUUUUCUGUGAUUGACAGCGAACUAUUGCAAGUUGCAAUAUUUAUGUUAAAUUCGCAUUAUAUAAGCUGUUAGAACAAGCUAAUUGGUUGAAUACAAAAUGGCAGCAGUUAAUGAAAAAGCAGAUGCCAAAUCCAGACAAGAUUUUUAUGACACAAAACAGAAAGCCAUUGAAUAUUACAACAAAAAUGGAGUUCCUAGUAAAAUGGAAACUGUGUUAAAUUCUAUGUUUUAUGAUAAUCCAGAAGAUGUCUAUGGUCAUUUAUCAAAUUAUUUUGAAAAAUUUGCAAAGACACCACUUAUUACUAAGCUAAAAUCAUCAACAGCUAUAGACAGUCGAGGUCAGUCUACAGUACAAACAUCUGUUUAUUGUAAUAUUAAGAAUCAUCAACAGUGUGUAUCAACAGUGGUAAGUCCUAGUCCGGUAUCACAUGUUUUAGAGAAUGCUAAAAUAGAGGAAAGAGAAGCUGAAGAAACCGAGAGAAAAGAAGAUAUACAAGCUUGUAUAGAUCUAAUACAAACAGAAUUAAACAAUAAAUUAAACGGCUUAGAUCCAUGCCAACAAACUGACAUUGAUACUCUUAUAUAUGAUUUUAUAGUGGAGAAGAAAAGAGAAAACGAUAUUCUAAAGGAAGAACAAAAGAAAGAAAGCCCUGAAGUACAAGCCCAAUCUCCUGUUGUACAAUCACCUACAAACAAGAAAAAUAAACCAGCUUCACCUAAGAAAGCUAAAGCUGCUAGUUUAGUUAUUGUUAUACCUGAUGAACCCAGAGAGAUAUUUAUACCAGGAACCAGUGCUGUUUGUGCUAUCAGUAAAGCUGUCUGCUGCGGUGCUGCCAGUGUAAAACAAGUACCAUUAUAUCAACAUAUAACAUCUUUAUAUUCACAACAGUCACAAAAGACUUUUUCUCUUCCAUUACCAAUGGUAACAAUAUUACAAGCUGGUAGAGCAUCUACAGGAAAAUUGAAAUGUAUUAAAGAAUUCAUGGUUAUACCAAAGCCUGGUAUGCCAAUGAAACAGGCUGUAGAACAUAUCCAAGGAAUAUAUCAUCAUAUAAGUAAAAAUCUGUAUGUCAAAGCAGGGGUAUCAGCUAAGUUUGUAAAUGAUAUUGGUGCAUUAUGUCCUGUAUUAGAAAAACCAGAACAAGGUUUAGAUUUAUUACAAGAAGCUAUAACAUCACUAGGUUUAACACCAGGAGAAGAUUUCCAUAUAGCUCUUAAUAUAGCAGCUCAUGAAAUGUUUGAUAUGGUCAGUAGAAUAUUUAUAAAAUAA